AUGUCGUCCGAGCCAGUCGCCGACCAGCAGGACGACAUCACGCACGUGCAGGACACCAUGCAGGAAGACGAGCGCCUCGAGCGCGGAGAGGCCGAGACGGUCACCGUCCCUCGCAAGAGGGCCCCCUCGCCCUUCUCCCUCUCCCGGCAAGACUCGCAGCGCCCGUUCGCCUUCAAGCGCAACUCGUCGUCCGGCUUCUCGGCGUUCAUGAAUUAUGCGGCGGCUGCGUCGACCAGCGAGGUUCGCACGAGGCCUGCGACGCCGGCAGAGUCGGCGACGAGGUCGACUUUCGACGAUGCCAUCAGAGCGCUCGCGAUGCCUGUCCCGACAUCCGGCUCCACCGACGACGCGUCUGCUUCCACUUCGACCGCAAUGGACGUCUCUUCGACCUCGGCGCCGUCCCUUCCCAGCGCCAACGGGACAACCGCGGGCGGCAGGUUCGACGAGCGUCCGAAGGGCCAGGGGACCCUCGAAUUGGAGCGCGUCCUGGGGCUGUGGGCUGCAAAGACUCCCACGAACUCGUUCCCCAACUUGCCUCCGCUUCCGAACGCGUCUUCCUCCUCCUCUGCACCUUCGACAAGUCAGCCCCUCUUUGCCCAGUCGGUCGUGACCGCCGAACCCGAGUCGAUCGACUUUGCAACCUCGUCGUCGCAACCUGAGCCCGGAGUCACCUCGACCUCGUUCUCGUCGAUCUUUGUCGACUUUGCAAACCUCGCCUCGCAACAGCCAACGUCCGCCUCGUCGCGCGAUUCGCUCGCACUUCCUCGCGACUUGCCUAGGCGCCAGCGCUCCAAGUCGGAGGCCGACACCAUGCGCUUCGACACGCUCGGAUUCGGGGGUCCCACCGCGCUGGACUUCUCCUCGAGCGCGACGCCCUUCACGCCGACGUCGACCGGCUUCAAUUUCAGUCUCGACUUUGGCGCUCGCUUUCUCCCGACGUUCAAUCAGCAAGCGCCGACGCCGCCCGUCCAAGCGCCGCCCUCUUCUCUCCCUCCCACGGCAGGCUCCGCGGAUAUGCCGUGGCGCCCUCCUUCCGCGCCUUCCGCCUACCCCUUUCCGCCGACGAGCUCGACGGCUCAGACGCAGCCGCUCGUGCUGCAGACAGACCAGCGCGAAUUGCAGCUGCGCGUGCGGACGCCGAGCGGGAUGCAGCGGGGAGCAGGAGGGCCAGGGUACCGCGAAGCGGCGUUGUUGGAUGUCGGUAUGGAUCGUGGGAGGCGUGCGAGGAGUCAGGGUGCUGGACACCGCCGGACGGCCAAGUCGGACGAUUUUACCCACUUGUUCUCGCCUACUACGGCGGCGUUCGCUCAGCAGCAGCAGCAGCAGCAGCAGGCGACGUUCGAGACGUCGAAUGGACACCUUGCGCCGCCUGGCGAAGGUCAGGUUCCCGUCUCGAUGCCUCAGCAGCAGCCGUAUCCCGCUCAAGUCCCGCCUCAGCAGCAGAUCUCCCCUCAUGCGCACCACCUCUCGCCUCAACCGCACCAGCCUCUCCAGCUUCCCCAGCAGUCUCCUCAUCAGCACCACCAGCACCCUUCGCCACAACCGCAGGUCGUCUAUCUCCCGAACGGCACGCCUCUGCCAGUCGCUUACUUCGGCGUCGACCCGGCGGUCGCACAAGCCGUCUCACAAGCAUCUCAGCAGCAACAUCAGCCGUCUCCUUCCCAGCCUCAGCAGCAACUCCAGCCUCCGCCCGGAUACCCUCGCGGUGCGCAGUUCUCGCCGCAAGGGAACGCUCUCGCGCUCGCCGCUGCCCAAGCCGCGCAGGCGCACGCGGCUCAGCAGAUCGCUGCAGCAGCUGCCGCAGCAUUGCAAUUCGCGAACGGUGGUGUCGGUCAGCAGCAGCAACAGCCGCCUCCCCCUCCACCGCCUCAUCAACCCGCACGCCGCAGCAUCGCUGGCGAGCCCUCCCAUUCGACCGAAUACACCGCUGCGCCGCACUCGCAUUCUCACCUUCCGCCUCCGCUACCUCCCCCGCCUGGCCAGCCCAACUUCUUCGGCGGCCCUGACGCACCGCAGCAACGCACGCCGUACAUGUACCAUUCGACGCUGGCGCACGCGACGUUGCCUAGUCCGCCGAUGUCUGCGCGCAACGGGGUCAAGCGUGCGAGGGACGAGGAGGGCUUGGGCGAGGGAGAAGACGAGGACGAGAGCGAGGACGACGAGUUGGUGGAUGAUGAGGAGUACGAGGACGACGAGGAGGAGUAUGGGCGCCCGAGGGGCGGUCAGCGCGCGAAGGGCAAGGCCGUCGCCAAGGGCAAAGCACCCGCCUCGACUUCGAAGCCGAAGACGAAGAAGCCCUCUGCGCCGCGCAAGGUCGCGAGCGGAUCGGGCGGCGAGAACGGUCCGGACGAGUUCACGAAGGAGAGCAAGACGACUCAGGCGACGAUCGAUGCGGCCAAGCGGAGGAGGAACGCGAAUGCGGUCGCCAAGUUUGUGUGCGAGUUGUGCGGCGAGACGUUCACGAGGCGGUACAACCUGCGAGGUCACCAACGAGCGCACAAGGGUGAGAAGCCCUACAAGUGUUCCUAUGAGGGAUGCGACAAGGCCUUUGCACGCGCGCACGACUGCAAGCGCCACGAGCUGCUCCACCUCGGCGUGCGCAAGUACCACUGCUCGCCGUGCAACCGCGACUUUGUCCGCCUUGACGCGCUGCAUCGUCACCACCGCAGCGAAGUCGGCCAGGCGUGCGUGCAAAAGUUGCAGUCCGAGGGCGCCCAGUUCGACGAGCGAGGCGCCAUCGUCGCCGCCGACCUCUAG
Rhodotorula toruloides NP11 is the source of this 2757-nucleotide messenger RNA. RefSeq names its product zinc finger, C2H5-type domain containing protein. The record is from RefSeq and is a predicted model, not a curated record. Gene Ontology annotation, molecular function: DNA-binding transcription factor activity, RNA polymerase II-specific; RNA polymerase II cis-regulatory region sequence-specific DNA binding. The transcript is spliced from 5 exons. The coding region runs from base 1 to 2757 and encodes 918 amino acids. Lineage: Eukaryota; Fungi; Basidiomycota; Microbotryomycetes; Sporidiobolales; Sporidiobolaceae. Gene Ontology annotation, cellular component: nucleus. Gene Ontology annotation, biological process: regulation of transcription by RNA polymerase II.